Mollisia scopiformis is the source of this 2140-nucleotide messenger RNA. RefSeq lists its product as uncharacterized. Bases 350 to 2011 code for a protein of 553 amino acids. The record is from RefSeq and is a predicted model, not a curated record. Lineage: Eukaryota; Fungi; Ascomycota; Leotiomycetes; Helotiales; Mollisiaceae. The transcript is spliced from 4 exons. Gene Ontology annotation, molecular function: metal ion binding.
CUACCCAUUAUGUUCUGCCACAAAGUAUGAAAAAUUGAACGUGAUAAGAAACCUUGUCAUCUCAUUUUCAAGCAAUUAAAAGUGAUUCACCAAAAAUAGCACACCUGCCAUUCACUCGUUGUUCGAGGCUAAGAAGGCCACCAAAACUCGCGAGGCUACGCGGAAAAUCGCGUCCACCUUCGACAAUCUUUAAAUUCCAACAACUCCUCAAUAAUUGCACGCGCCACCACAAACUUUCUCCGAAUUGUCACAGAAUCACACGAUCACUUUCGCCGCGUGGUAGGAUAGCACGAUCAGAGAUGCUUGCGGGAAGAAAUAGGUAGUACACAAUCUACCUUCGACAAGCAAGAUGCCGCCUCCUGUGUGCAAAUUCUGGCAGCAAGGGAGCUGUCGCUAUGGAGAUCAAUGCAGAUUUGACCAUCCAGUGAAUCGAGGAGGCUAUACCAGUGGCAACCGGUAUGGAGCUCUCGCAGAUUCCAACUCGAACUCGAAUUCGAACUCGCGCAAUAACAAUUAUCAAAGCGGAUCAUCGUCUUCGAAUCGCGGGCUUCCUUACACGCUGGACAAGAACGCCAUCCUCACCGAUCUCACGACAGAAAGACCACAAUGGAUCUUGUCUGCUUAUGGUCCUGGUAGGCAUGCUCCGGCGCAGUUGUUCGGAGGUCUGCCACGGGAGCAAAGCUUUGAGGAAAUGAGACUCUUGCAUUAUAUGGGUCUGGCGUCGGGCAAUCCGCAACAAGUUGUACAAGAAGCGGAUAGUCUGGUUCAGCAAUCGGAGCAGCAGAUGCAAACUGCAGUGAACAUCAUUGACUCAGCCAUACAAUAUCUGAUCAAUGCUGAGAAGGAGCAUCCCAAUCGGAUUGACAUAUGCAAAGGUGGUCAGGAAGGUCCAGGAUCACAACCAAACCCUCUUGGAGGCAAUACACCGUUUGGAGCCCCCUCAAAUACUGGCGCGUUCGGAGCACCAAGUCAACCUUCAACAACCCCCGCAUUUGGCGCCCCUUCCGUAUCUACUGGAGCGUUUGGACAGCCAGCACAGCUUGGACAGAAGCCGAAUCCGUUUGGAGCAUCAGGGCUUGCUUUUGGAGGACCAUCGCAAUUGGGAACAACAGGAGCAUUUGGUCAACCUGCUCAAUUAGGCCAGAAAUCAAAUCCUUUUGGGGCUCCACCUGCCAAUAGUGGAUUCAGUGCCUUUGCAGGCGCGUCAAACACUUUCGGCCAACCUCCAACUUCGACAGGCUUUGGAGCUUCUUCACAGCCGGCAAUAUCUAGUCCUUUCGGUGCACCAUCCCAGCCAGCAGCAUCUAACCCAUUUGGUGCCUCCCCUCAGCCUGCAUCGUCGUCUCCUUUUGGGGCACCAUCACAACCAGCAGCAGCAAAUCCGUUUGCUCAGAGAGCUCCUUCGAACUCGAGUCCAUUCGGCGCCCCGAGUCAACCCGCUCAGCAAAAUCCAUUUGGAAGUUCUUCAGCUGCACCUUUUGGGAACACUCCCACAGCGGCAGUCAACACCUUUGGUGCACCUGCUAAACCAUUGCCGUUUGGGCAACCUCCUGCAGCCUCCAAUCCUAGUCCAUUCGGCAAUCCACAACCCAACCCUCCUUCUUCCUUCCCCAGUUUUGGACAACCGGAAUCAUCAGGAUCAACGAACGGAGCACCAUUUGGUGCCUCUCGACCUACGAAUGGAUUCACAAACGGCGCCUCAGCCAGCCAGUCGCAAGACGUCAAUACUUAUUCUACCCGCGAUGCGGGUGGUAGACUACUGACAUGGAAGAACAGAAGGGUUGUCUACAAAGACCAAACACCAGGAUUCACCAACCAAAAUGGGCAGUGGGAGAAGAUAUGGUUUCCCAAUGGACCACCGGCACCUGAUCCACAAGCAUUUCUUCCAGCAGAGAUGUAUGACCAGGCAACCAAGGAUCAAUAUGAAUACGUGAGGCAGCAUGGGAAGUUUAAGGAUGGAAUCAUGCCGCUGCUUCCACCGAUGCUGGACAUGGUUAAGUGGGAUUUCUAGAGUCGUGAGGGGGCUGGCGUUUUGGAGAUGUCCAGGAGGACAAGGUGCAUUUCGACGGCGUCUGUGAUUUUAUUGUAAGCCUAUUGCUGGCCUGACCAUUGAGGUCUGUGAUAGGUAUAGUCAAUGCAG